UACUAGUCAUAAGCUAAUGGAUCCUGCCAUUUUUCAUAUCUGACAUUUCUAUGUCCUAUGACGGUUUCACAGGUAGCUGGGCUCUCCUCCAUUAUUUCCCUCUGUAUGGUGUUGGCUGCAUUUUUCUCUGAUUUUACUUCUUCAUCAAUGAUCACAUCUCCAUCUACUCUCCAUUUUCCAGGAAUUCGUUGAAAUUUUUCAUCAACUAAUAGGACCCUGAGCCUUUGUGUUAUUGUUUUAGACUUACAAAUUUUUAUUCACUUAAUUCAAUUUUAGUGGAAUUUUAGAAGAAAUAGGAGAUAAAAUCUAUGUUUGCUAUGUUGUAUUCGAUGGUAAAUUUCUGAACACCUCAUUUUAAAAUUAGUUUUUUUUCUUUUAUGUCAUUACCUUGAAUUAUUUUAACAGUUAUUUCUGUUUCUUAAAUAUAUAUUUUUUAGUUCAGAAGUCCUCUGCAUAAUUCAUGUUUUACCUCAGUUUAAUGUUAAUAUUAUAAAGCAUACAGGAAAGCAAAUAGCUUUCAGAAUUUUUAAGGUAUUAUCUAGACAAUACAAUGCAUUUAGAGAGGAGGAUAAAAGACAUAGGGCCCCUUUCUGUAACUUUCAUAAUAAAAUCCCUUCUUUUUCUUGUUCUGUUUCCCAAAUAGCUACCCUACUUUGGAGAAGAUGCUGGAAAUUCAGAGUUUCUGCCAGGGAAUAUAUGCCUGAACUAAAAGAGGAAGUGGCCUAUAGGAGAAAAUGGUGAGAUAUCUUCUGUGGUAUUAAUAAAAGUUAAAAGCAUUUCAAGUUUAGGCAGAAAACUAACUGAAAAACGAGAACCUACUGUAUGGUUAGUAAUUUCUUCCAUGUCAUACAAAUAUUCGAGAAAUCUGCUACCUUGAUUAGUAAGACUGAACACAUUGGUUUUGUCAUUUAUUCAUGGAGGAAGUCCACCACCCACUUGGGGAGCAGAAGGAAAUUUGCCAUCUCAAUUUACUUAACUUACGAAGUUUCUUUGCAGAAAUAUGAUUGCCCCUUCAGUGGGACAUCAUUUGUGGUCUUCUCUCUCUUUUUGGUCUGUGCAAUGGCUGGAGAUGUAGUCUACGCUGACAUCAAAACUGUUCGGACUUUCCUGUUAGAACUCCCAUUUCCACUUCAGAGAUCUGUUUCUUUCAACUUUUCUACUGUCCAUAAAUCAUGUCCUGCCAAAGACUGGAAGGGGCAUAAGGGAAAAUGUUACUGGAUUGCUGAAAAGAAAUCUUGGAACAAAAGUCAAAAUGACUGUGCCAUAAACAAUUCAUAUCUCAUGGUGAUUCAAGACAUUACUGCUAUGGUGAGAUUUAACGUUUAGAGGUGACAGCAUCCCCCACGCUGGCAGUGAAUUUUUUGUGCUACAAACUUGGCAAAA
Molecule: messenger RNA, 1383 nt
Organism: Gorilla gorilla gorilla (western lowland gorilla)
Lineage: Eukaryota; Metazoa; Chordata; Mammalia; Primates; Hominidae
Gene: CLECL1P
Product: C-type lectin-like domain family 1
Cellular component (GO): plasma membrane
Source: RefSeq, a predicted model, not a curated record